This is a messenger RNA of Rosa chinensis, 1842 nucleotides long. RefSeq lists its product as uncharacterized. The transcript is spliced from 15 exons. NCBI's taxonomy places the organism in Eukaryota, Viridiplantae, Streptophyta, Magnoliopsida, Rosales, Rosaceae. The coding region runs from base 121 to 1842 and encodes 573 amino acids. Gene Ontology annotation, molecular function: mRNA binding; translation initiation factor activity. The record is from RefSeq and is a predicted model, not a curated record. Gene Ontology annotation, cellular component: eukaryotic translation initiation factor 3 complex, eIF3e; multi-eIF complex; eukaryotic translation initiation factor 3 complex, eIF3m. Gene Ontology annotation, biological process: formation of cytoplasmic translation initiation complex; translation reinitiation.
CAUCCAAAACCCUUAAAUUUCAAAUCCCCUAAUCUUCAUCUCAUCCAAUUGCUUCUCCGAUUUGAAUAUCAACCUUCAAUUCAACUCUACCAUCUCCAUUUCGCCGUCUUUUGCUACAAAAUGGCAUUCCCUGGCUGUUGUUACCCUUUUCUAGGUCGUUUUUCUUCGUCUUCGAGACUGCACUAUACCAAAAUCUUCACCUUCGUAUUUCAAUUUGCUCUUAUGGCGAUCCGCAUCUCCCUAGGAUUUUCCGGCUUCGUGGCCCAUAACCUAGCCUCCUCUGCCAAUAUUCACGUCAAUAAUUGCUGUGGCAUCCACAGGUGCUGGGUCAGGUCUCUGCUAUUCGGCACUAACCAGAUUAGUGUCUUGGAUGUGGGGUUCAAUGUGGUUUUUAGCGACUUAAAGGCCCAGUUGGAAGCUCUGGUGACUAACAAUGCUAGAGAAUCAGAAAUCCAGGGAGUCAUUGGUGAAGUGCCUGAUAUUAUACUCAGAUGUGUUAGUCGAGAUGAGGCCGCCUUGGCUGUGGCUCAAAAGGUUUUCAAGGGUUUGUACGAGAAUGCAACAAACCAGAUUCAUGUUGGCGCACAUCUAGCAAUGCUGAUUGCGAUUCGUGAUGUUUGCAAGCUUGUCUUUACGCAGCUCAAUAGUUGGAAGUGGAAGUUGAUCAAUGUUGGGCAGAAGCAAGAUGCAUUGCAAUCGCUUCAUGAUCUUAUUACAUCAAAGAGAUAUAGAGCAUGGCAGAAGCCACUUGAAAAAAUUAUGUUUAAAUAUGUGGAGCUUUGUGUUGACUUGCGCAAGGGUAGAUUUGCCAAGGAUGGUCUGAUUCAGUACCGUAUUAUAUGUCAACAAGUACAUGUCAGUUCCUUGGAAGAGGUGAUCAAGCACUUCAUGCAUCUGUCAACUGAGAAAGCUGAGCAGGCACGUACCCAGGCUCAAGCAUUAGAAGAAGCACUUGAUGUUGAUGACCUCGAAGCAGAUAAGAGGCCUGAAGAUCUAAUGCUGAGUUAUGUCAGUGGAGAGAAAGGAAAAGAUAGGUCUGAUCGUGAAGUUGUUACUCCUUGGUUCAAGUUUUUGUGGGAAACCUACAGAACAGUGCUUGAGAUCUUGCGCAACAACUCAAAGUUGGAGGCCCUUUAUGCGGUACUUUCGAGUCAGAAUUCUCAUUUAGUAUCCAAGGCUACUCGUUUGUGGGAGUCGAUAUUAGCCCGUAAAAGUCAACAUGAAGUUCUUGCUUCGGGCCCUAUCGAGGAUUUAAUCGCUCAUCGGGAGCAUAGGUACCGCAUUUCUGGAUCUUCUUUGCUUGCAGCUAUGGAUCAGAGCUCUCAGGUUCCUUAUGCAGAUGUCUUAUCUGUCCAGUCUGAUGAGAGAAGUGGAAGAGUCCACCCAACUGUUGACGUGGCAGAAAUUAUCAGGCGUUGGACACAUGCUUUACAGCGUAUUCAUAAACAGUCACUUCAUAUGGCAAAAGCUAAUGAGGGAGAGGGUCCAGAAAUUCUAAGAAGUGCGCAUGAAGGCAGUUCAAGUGGUCAUGCCGAGUCAUUAGCUGCAACACUAGCUGAACAUCAGCAGCACUUGGUUAGCUUUCAGGUUCUCAUUAAUCAACUGAAGGAAGUUGCUCCAGCAAUACAAAAGUCAAUAUCAGAACAGGUUGACUUCUUUACUUCUGCUUGGAAAUUGCGAAACAUCUCUCUCUUCCUCCAGUCAAGCUACACUGCAGUAUGCUUGCUGAGGAUGCCAUCAAGGCAGCUGUUAAAGACUAUCAAACAAAGCUGGCUAAUGAAGGAUUGCUUAUCAUCUUUGCCUACAAGAGAGCUUCUGCAAGAGCAAAUGAAGGUGCAUUAA